UGCAGUUGUCAGACGCUCACUCGACUUGAGAGCGCUUAGGUCGUGCGCUUGACUUGGCGUCCGUCUGAAGUAUUUCAGUAGUUGCUGCUGCCAGCAUAGUAGCUUAAUUUCCUUUCCAAGACCAAUGGAGCCUUUGAUCGACGACGGCGGCGUGCAGAAAAAGGUGAUUCUUACAGGCAAAGGCCCAUUGGUACCCGAAAACUGUGUUGUCAUUCUACACUACAAUGCUUACAUCAGUGGAAAUGAAAGUGAGCCAUUCGACUCGACCUGGUUGCGGAACCAACCACAGCGGUGCAGUCUUGACGAGCUGACGAUUCCCGGUCUGGCAAUGGCAGUACGGAGCAUGCGUCGAGGGGAAGAAUGUCGUGUGGUAGUGUCGCCCAAAUACGGGUUCGGGGACAUGGGUUGCCAGCCUCGCAUCCCACCACGUGCCACUCUGGUCUACGAGUUAACACUGCUUAAUUUCAUUGAGGUUGAGUAUGAUGGUGACAUGGACUAUUUGGAGCAUGAAGACUACAGGCAGCUUUCCUUUGAUAUUGUGUAUGAGAUGUGCCGCCGCAAGCACCGAAACGGGAACCGCUUCUACGAGGCUGCUGACUAUGCAACUGCAGCUCGCUGCUAUGCAGAGGCCGCUAAAGCUCUGGAGUGGACGCAGACGACUAUGACCUGCAAGGAUGAGCUGCUGGCCAAGCUGUAUGCCAACCAGGCACAGUGCGCCCUGCGCAUGCGCAACGCAAAACUGGCAGUGGCCUGUGCACGCAGAGCCCUGCAGCGGAACCCCAACUAUGCCAAGGCACUUUACCGGUGUGCAGUGGGGCUGCGCAUACUCGGCGAGUUUGAGGAGGCAGCCGAGCUGCAGCGGCGAGCCUACGCGCUGGCCCCCGACUCGUCGGCCAUUGGCCGUGAGCUCUGUGUUCUCAACAAAAGCCUCUUCAACCGAAACCAGGAGAUCAGUCAGCUCUGUCGCAACAUGAUGCGUGCACUGGGGACCGAUGGCAGUGCCAGCGAGGAGCGCCAGGUGAGCAGGAUGCGUCAGCGCUUGGCCAUCGAGCGGUCUCUGGAGCCAGUUCCUCGUAUCCUGAUCCGCAAGGCGAUCGAGGCACUGGCUGUUGCACCGUCGGGCACUGAGUUGCCGUUUGUUGAAAGGCUUCAGCCCGGAGGAGCUGGAAUAUGUGGAGAUACUGUGUCGCCAGUUUGGUCUCCCGUGUUAUGAAUUCGAAGAUGGACUCAAGGCAUUUGCACCUUGAAGUAGUGCUCGUACUUGUUGAAAGCGUUAUAUAUAAUGUCAGUGGAAAUACUGAGUGAAUAAAAAGACGAAUUCACUUUAAUGUUAUCUGCUUCAGCCCUGUUAGGGUACAACAGAUGUGACAAAAAACGUGAAUUAGAACCUCAAAUGAGUUGUGUGUGAGAAUCUACUUUUUCUGCAAAGUAGUUUAACCCUGGUUCAUCGUUUCCAGCUGACGUAUGGCGACUGGAUUAGACAAUCAAAAAAAAAAAAGAAAUGUAAUGGUCGAGUCGUGAUGCAGCAAAAUGCGAAAGCAGAGGAUUGGUGUUAUGCUGAUCAAACCUAUUGCAUAUUUUGCCCAGCACCCCGGAGUAACUACUACAAACUUGUUCAUUGAUGAGGGUUGGUUAAUUAGUAUUGCUUUAACCUGAGAACUACUCAGUAAUCAUAUGUCACAUGUAGGCAUGUUUGAAUGACCUCUAACUGCUAUUUUCGGAAAUGAACAAAUUGUGUGCUUAUUUUUUUCCAACUGGUAAAGAAAGCCCGCAAUAUGUGACAAGUACCACAUGACUACGUUCCCACUUGCAAUUCUGUCGCUUGCUUUCCACUUCCACACUUUGGCAAUGGUACAGGACAAGUGCCAGCAACAUGCGUUGCAAGUUAACAAGCAUUCUUUCCAAAGGAGUUCUACAAUAUCGUACUAGAGGGAAAUCUGUUGCUUGCGUUUGUGGAAGCUGCAACUCGAGAAGGUUCAGCCAGCAUGGGAAAGAUAAGAGAGUAAAGAGAUCUGCCGAAGCUUCAAUCAUUUAAGCUCCAUUUGGCUUUUUCAGUUUCGAACCGGUGAUUAGUAAUUACAGUAUAAAUAAUUAUUUUUGUUGUAAUUAUUACGAUGUGUACAGUUAUUCAUUGCAUUUGCAGCUUAAAAAAAAAUGGUCACCUAGAAGUUCACUGUUAUUUUUAGGCUCGUUAGAAAUAGUCUGUGCACAUUUGACCUUGAAUGUACUAGUCAGGUCAGAUGUCCUACUAUGCAGCGUUUUAGCUUUAGUUCAAUUAUGUUUUCAUUUUUCGGUAGCUUUGGUAAGAGACUAUCGGUAAAAAGUAUUCUGUUUUAUGUUGAAAAAGUGCAUAUGUUGUGCACUGCUAAGGCUCGCACAAAGUUGAGCCUAAUGAUCAAAUAAUCAGGACGAUGUGUGAAUUGCUGACAUCUUUCUCGUUGACCCAGUCUUUUUUGCUGUACUCUUCCUUUUGUUAUAUUAUGCUAUAAAAAUAAAACUUGCUUAGUGACGAGCGUCUCAAGCUGU
Rhipicephalus microplus (southern cattle tick) is the source of this 2526-nucleotide messenger RNA. Its product is annotated as inactive peptidyl-prolyl cis-trans isomerase FKBP6. The record is from RefSeq and is a predicted model, not a curated record. Gene Ontology annotation, cellular component: cytoplasm. Gene Ontology annotation, biological process: piRNA processing; spermatogenesis. Gene Ontology annotation, molecular function: peptidyl-prolyl cis-trans isomerase activity; Hsp90 protein binding. Lineage: Eukaryota; Metazoa; Arthropoda; Arachnida; Ixodida; Ixodidae.